UCUUCUCGGGGCCUGUUCAGUUGUAGGAAACAUUUUUAGAUUUAAAGUUGUCUGCAGAUUAUGUCCAUGCCAAAUUUUCCAAAUCAGAUAGAGUGAAAAAGAAAUGGAAUAAUUGUAAUUUGUGGUUUGUGCAGGGUCUCUGUCUGCAGUUGCUAAAGUCACGUCAUUACUGAAAAAUGAAGACUGUUGGUUUGAAGAAUAUAUGCCAUUACCUCAUAUGAAUAUAUGCCAUUAAUCUGAAAAUUAUUAUUACUUUUUUUAUUUUAGUUUUUGUUUGAAGAAGGCUGAGAUGUUUAAAAGGAGGCUGGCGGAAUUGGCGAGGAUUCAAGUUCAUCUUGAUACAAAGGACAAAGGUUUCUCAAGUUUAUUAGUUUUCAUUAGGGAGAGUUGUAUUUUUUUUUCUGCAAGUUUAAGACCUUGUUUUUAUCAAACAUUACUAUUCAUGCCUAUCCAUAUAAAGAAUAAUAAUUAAAAGGCUGCUUGCACAGACACCAUCCAUUUAUAGAUUCAAAGUAUCAUAAAUCUCAUCUCUUGUAGCAUAUAGGACGGAGUUUGUGAGUUCUGAAUUCAAGAUUUCUGUUCUUUGUCAAUUAUUUCUCUCUUUCAUCUUCCUUUUUUCUGUGCCAAAUUCUGUGUGGAUCCAACUCUCAACGACUGGAUCGAGCAUGAGCUUGGAUACAUUUUUGGCUGUUUUCACUCGACAAAAUUGAGAAAUAAAGAAGUCAUCUUCUUGUUAUCACCCCGUAAAUGAACAGCGAGAAGAUCACGUGCCAACAGAAAGUUCAACAAAGCCAUGGCUUCUUGUUAUGUGAUUACGAUUUAGAAUUCCCAAACUGCUCUUCGCAAUUCUUUCAGCACCAGCCUUAUCACAUGGGAAUUUUCACUGCCAUGGAGGGAGGAUCACGGCAACAUAAGACUAGGAAUCCUAAUCCAUCCGGCACAAUCCUCACCCGCCUUGGAUCACCGGCUUCUUCUUUUUAUGCAACUGAACUCUAUAUGGGGUUUCCACAAUAUGAGUAUCCAACUGGAAAUCCCACUCUGUGCUCCCAACAGCCCGCCACUUGUGAUCUGCAAACACCGCCAUAUCAAUCUUCAGUCGAAAGCCUUUAUUUUGGGGGACCGGAUCAGCAACCUGACCCCAACUUCCAGUCCGAGACUGGCCUCCAAUCAGGCUUGAAGUCCCCAUUUUCUGUCUAUCAAUCCUGCAAUGAGCUCUCGGAGACUCAGCGUAUUCUGCUGCUGAAAAAGAAGUUGCUAGAUGAUUUUGACACUUCAGAAAGAAGAUAUCCUUCAAAUCCCUUUGAAGGAAAUCAGGAUCCUAAUGCUUCUGAAACGGCCUACAACCCUCAACUCGAACAUUUGGGGCAGUCUGCCAGGCCUUCUGGAGUCACUGCAGCCGCUUCCAUUAACUCUGGAGCAGCCAUUUCGAGCAAAACACGAAUUCGGUGGACUCAAGAACUUCAUGACCGGUUUGUCGAGUGUGUAAAUCGCCUAGGUGGAGCAGACAAGGCAACACCAAAACAAAUACAGAAGCUAAUGGACAAAGAGGGGUUGACCAUCUUUCACAUCAAAAGUCAUCUGCAGAAAUAUCGAAUUGCAAAGCACAUGCCAGAACAUGCAGAAGGAAGAUCCGAGAAAAGGACUAGUUUGACUGAUGUCGCACAGAUUGAAAUGAAAGCCGGCAUGCAAAUUAGGGAGGCCCUGCAAAUUCAGCUCGAUGUUCAGAGGCGCCUUCACGAGCAGUUAGAGAGAAAUUUGCAGCUGAGGAUUGAGGAACAAGGCAGGCAGCUCAAGAUGAUGUUUGAUCAGCAACAGAGAACAAAUAGGAGCCUUUUUGAGAUGCAGAAUUCAGAUAUCACAUCCCCGGUUCCUGCAGCGGAUGGCUCUGUAAAUACUCCUUCCUUGUCGAAAAUAAGUUAGUUGACACCACAACCAGCAGAGUGAAAUAAAGCCCUUCAUGUAGAAAAGAAAAAAGGAAGAAAACUUCCACAUGAAUGCUACUUGGCAUAAUAUACAAAGAAAUCAAAUAUAGUUUCCGCAGUCCUUCUGAAUUAAGCUCGAAAAGCACACUUCCGUGCCUAAUGCUGAUAAAAGGAAACGUUUUAAGUUCAUCACCAUUCAUGCAUAACAGAAUCAAGAAUUCAAAUGAUAAUGGUGGGAGGAAUACUGUUCUUGAAUCAUUCCA
Molecule: messenger RNA, 2185 nt
Organism: Diospyros lotus (date-plum)
Lineage: Eukaryota; Viridiplantae; Streptophyta; Magnoliopsida; Ericales; Ebenaceae
Product: protein PHOSPHATE STARVATION RESPONSE 1-like
Exons: 7
Coding region: 748-1920 (390 amino acids)
Molecular function (GO): DNA binding; DNA-binding transcription factor activity
Source: RefSeq, a predicted model, not a curated record